AUGGUUUCCACGUCCUUCGUGACCCUGGUGUUCCUCGUGUGCCUGCAAACGGUACUACUGUCGACUGUGAGCAACUGCGCCAAGACGAUCAGCAUGUACUGGAACACCACCAAUUCCAUAUUUCGAAUAGACAACACAGAUCAUAUAAUUGACGUGAACAAAAACAAUGCAAUGUUUGAAUACGAUCAAGUCAAUAUAAUAUGUCCUGUGUAUCCGCCGGACACGUAUGUUGAUGACGAUGCUGAGAAGUACAUCAUCUACAACGUGUCCAAGGAGGAGUACGAGACAUGUCGGAUAACGAACCCGAGUCCGCGGGUAAUAGCAGUGUGCGACAAGCCGCGCAAAACGAUGUACUUCACCAUCACGUUUAGGCCGUUCACGCCGCAACCCGGGGGCCUCGAGUUCCUCCCGGGCCACGAUUACUACUUCAUCAGCACCUCGUCGAAGGACGACCUUCACAGGCGCAUCGGCGGACGGUGCACCAGCCACAACAUGAAGGUCGUCUUCAAGGUCUGCUGCAGCAAUGAGGCCGAGACCUCCUCCUCAUCGGCGACAUCGCGCAACAACUCCGUAGCCGUGACCAGCAGCACCGUGCCCAGCAGCAGCUCGACAAGCACCGCGGUUUUGGGUGGCUCCGCCGCCGGCCUGCCAGCCCCGCCAGUCGUCUACAGGGGCGGAGAUCGAUUCUACCCGGAGAUCAGCAUCGAUCUCGAUUCACAUCAUCCAGGCACGGCGGCGCCGACCCUGCCCCAUGUACCCUCACCAAUCUACCCUGUGCAUCCGCGUCAGCCGCAGCCGCCAAUUCACAAUGGAUCGCCGUCCUCGAUCACGCCGCCCAAGACUUCGACUGGUCAGAAGAAGAAGAAUAAAGAAUAUUCGGAUCAUCCGAACGAGGUGGUGAAGAAUGAGGAGCUGACGUACAACAGCGCAAGCUCGUAUACUCGUACGCAAGUUCGGUACACAAGCCUAAUCCUAGCGACAGGUAGCCUGCUGAUGAGCGCGUUGUUGCAGCAGCUGCUGCGGUGAAGCGACAGUACCAGCUACGUACGAGAACAUCGUAUAUCCCAUGCGUCGAAACCCCUUCUUCUGUGAUUAUCCUACGUUUAAUUGAUUUCUUGAGAGGCGCGCGAGACACGCGCGUAUCUCGGCCGUCCCUCGAUCGUAGUGAGACACGCACGAUCCAUGGUCGCGCCGACUCGAGAGAUAGCAGGGAAGACAGAAAAGACAAAGAGAACGAGAGAGAGAGAAAAAGACGAAAAAGAAGAGACACGUCAAGAGAAGAGACACGCACGACACACGAGCGGCAGCGUCAUAUUAACUACAAUUAAAGAACUAGCGGGGUUCUCUAGGGUGGAAUGUUGUAAAAAGAUGAAGACGAGGAAUAGGACGAGAAGUAGGAAAGAAAGCGAAGAAGAAAAGACCGAAAGAGAAGCGCUACUACUAGACACUACUUAUAGUACACGCCCACUAUUAUCACUACUAUAAAUGGUAGUCGUAUUGGUUGUCCUUCUUAUCAUUACGCUAACUGUAGGUAUUUAUUCGAAUAUGAGAGAAAGAGAGAUGUAAGUAUAGGAGUCGUGGCAGCGUGCUAAGUAUCCUCGACCGAGAGCGAGAAGUGUACGCGAGAGAAGGACGUCUAUUAUAUAUUAGUAUAACAAGCCUAUGUACGCGAAUAACGUCAGAUCGCACAUCAUUGAUUCGAGCGAAUUUUUAAUUCAAGGAAAAAUACCGCAUGGGCUCAGCCA
Molecule: messenger RNA, 1745 nt
Organism: Cyphomyrmex costatus
Lineage: Eukaryota; Metazoa; Arthropoda; Insecta; Hymenoptera; Formicidae
Gene: Ephrin
Product: ephrin
Exons: 5
Coding region: 1-1026 (341 amino acids)
Biological process (GO): axon guidance; ephrin receptor signaling pathway
Cellular component (GO): plasma membrane
Molecular function (GO): ephrin receptor binding
Source: RefSeq, a predicted model, not a curated record